Molecule: messenger RNA, 1239 nt
Organism: Drosophila subobscura
Lineage: Eukaryota; Metazoa; Arthropoda; Insecta; Diptera; Drosophilidae
Product: SPRY domain-containing SOCS box protein 3
Exons: 3
Coding region: 137-1183 (348 amino acids)
Biological process (GO): proteasome-mediated ubiquitin-dependent protein catabolic process
Cellular component (GO): SCF ubiquitin ligase complex
Molecular function (GO): protein binding
Source: RefSeq, a predicted model, not a curated record
GGCCGGGCGUGGAGAAAGAUCAUAUAUAUAGGAGCCCCCGAGCUGGUUAGACUGGAAAGACAGUUUGAGAUCGAAGUGCACGCGUGUAAUACAUGAUUGGUGCCAUAAAUAUCUGAGCCAAUAUCAAUAAACGAGUAUGUUGCCGUUGCCCGCCCGCCAGGAGGAAUAUUCGAGUGCCUUCUGCGACUGCAGCUUUCCCAACUGCAUCGAGGUGACGAACCACAAGGGACUCAUACCUGAUCUGGUGAAGUGUCGCUGCGGCGAGGAUAUCGAUGGCAAUGUCCACCCUUGGAGGUGGCAUCAAUCCGAAGAGUCGGACGCGCUCAUCAAUGACCGGGACAUUGUGUUCCAUCCCACCUUCAGCCAGGGCACGGCGAUAGUGCGCGGCGAUCGACCCCUAAAACCGGGCAUGGUGCACUUCUGGGAGAUGCGCGUCAUCACAGCGCUGGCCGGAACAGAUGUGAUGUUCGGCAUAGGCACGGAGAACGUUAAUCUGGGGCAAUUCAAGUUUCACUUCGUCUCUGCUUUGGGCACCAAUGCCCAGUCCUGGGGCUUCUCCUACUCGGGCAAGGUGCAGCAUUGUGGCGAGCAGCUGCCCUACGGCCAAAAGUUCUCCCAGGGCUGUCUGAUCGGUGUGCAGCUGGAUCGUACGCGUGGCCAUCUGGAGUUCUAUCUGAAUCGGCGUUCUCUGGGAGUGGCCUACACCAAUGUGCCCAUGGAUCCUGAUGUUCGCAUAUAUCCCAUGGUCUGCUCGACGGCUGCUAAGUCGGUGAUAAGGCUGAUUAAUUGCACAUCCCAGCCGGUCACGCUGCAGUUGCGAUCCUUUCAAGCACUGUCUAAGCAGCCGCAGAUCCUCUCCGAGCUCCGCCAAAUGCCAGGACUGAAGGGCAUCCUGCGCUCGUACUGGUUCCUGGCUCCGCCCGUGCGAUAUUCGCGCAGAUCGCAGGAGAACGAGCUGGAUCUGGGCGAUGAGGCGGUGCUGUCCAGUUCCAAGCUGCGUCUCGGCCGCAAGCACAAGUACAGAGAAACUGACGAUGCAAGCAUUGACGAGGAGGACUUGUACGCCAAUGCCCACAAGAUUCCGCUGCGGCGUAAUGACAGCGGCGAUGAGGAGUGCGGCGCCGGCACUGGUGCCACUUCUGUCCACGAUCUGUGCGACGAAUACUUCCAUUACUUGCUCUAGAAAUAUGUUAGUUAUGCAUUUAUUUAUAGUAAUUAUAUAUGUAUAUGUAUAUAGUA